AAAAUGUGGUUUCGAUCAAACGACGCGUGCUUUCCUCUGAUUCCUUUAUAAGCCUCUUUCCCAACCUUUCUCUCUCUCUUCAUCAACAUAAUCGCCAAUCGACACCUCACCCACUCCGUUCCGUUACCCCCCCUUCUCUUUCUCUCCGUUCCACCAUUUCCGAGCCACUCUCUGAAAGGUAUUGGACGGAGGAGUUUGAAAUUUUUGCUGAAAUUUCAGAGCGGAGAGAUAUUUGGUCAUGGCGUCGAUUCUGAUCUCGAACCCCGUAACGAACUCCGAUCGAUCAAAGAAGAAGAAGAAGAAGAAAAUCCAAGAAAAGGACCACAACGACGAGCACAAUCACAUCAAAUGGAAAUCUGAGGCUCAACAGCAAAUUUACUCCUCCAAGCUCGAACAGGCUCUGAGCCAAGUCCGGCUCGGUCCUUCGCCUUCUUCUCCUUCGGCUGAAGUGCCUCGCCGGGGACGAGCCGUGCACGAGGCCGCCGAUAGAGUCCUGGCCGUGGCUGCCAAGGGCAGGACGAGAUGGAGCCGGGCGAUUCUGACUAGCCGGCUCAAGCUCAAGUUCCAGAAGAAGCACAAGCGCCAGAGAGUGGUUUCGGCCGCGACCGGGAGUAGCCGGUCGUCGUCGAGGAAGCCAAAGGUGAGCGUAUUGAGGCUGAAGGGAAAGAGUCUACCGGCUGUGCAGAGGAAAGUCAGGGUUCUCGGCCGCUUGGUCCCCGGUUGCCGGAAACAACCGUUGCCCGUGAUUCUAGAUGAAGCUACUGACUACAUAGCCGCGCUUGAGAUGCAGGUCCGAGCUAUGACUGCCCUCGCCGACCGCCUCUCCGGCGCCGGCUCUAGUUCCGCGCCACCAAGCUGAUGACAAUUGCCACAAGCCAUUUUCACUUUUUUUUUUCCUUUUUUUUUUUUUUUUUUUUUUUUUUUUUUUUUUCUCCCCCCACCCCUUUAAUCUCUGUUUAUUCUCUGUUAAAUACAUAUCCAUUUCUCUUGCAAGUAAAUCUAUCUCACACUUACCUUUCCAA
This is a messenger RNA of Alnus glutinosa, 1022 nucleotides long. RefSeq names its product transcription factor bHLH147. NCBI's taxonomy places the organism in Eukaryota, Viridiplantae, Streptophyta, Magnoliopsida, Fagales, Betulaceae. The transcript is spliced from 2 exons. Gene Ontology annotation, biological process: regulation of DNA-templated transcription. The record is from RefSeq and is a predicted model, not a curated record. Bases 239 to 859 code for a protein of 206 amino acids. Gene Ontology annotation, molecular function: protein dimerization activity.